AUGUCAGUAGAUCAGACAAUAACAGAACUCAGUGGGACUUUGGCUCAACUCAGUUCAUUAGUUGCUCAUAUUAAUGGACAAAUAUCGGGUAUAACUGGAAGAAUCAAUUUGACGCUAGAUAAUUUUGAUAUGGCGGUUGCUAAUUUAGCAAAAGAUGCUGGAUCAGUUACAUAUCAAGUUGGAGAAACUGUUUCUCAGGUUAGCUGGUUUUUUUAUUUGGAAAUUUAAUUUUUAAAUUUUUGUGUUUUCAGGUUCCAAAUAGUUGGGUAUUUUAUCUGUUAUUCAUAACAUUAAUUGUUGUAUUUCUACUAUUAUCCAUAGUUUUGCUAUUGAAUUUGGUUACAAAAGCACAUGCAAUUUAUUCGAUAAUGAAAUCAGAUGACAGUGAGUUUUUUUUUGGCAAUCAUAGAAAAAUGUAACUUCUAACCUAUCGGUGUGUGAUGUGUUUCGUAUUUUUUUUGAACUUCUAUGAUUAACUUCUAACUUCUUCCUUUAAAUAGGUUCUUCUCAACAAAUGUUAAUGUCUCCAUCAUCUUCGGUUAAUAAAUCAGAUCGAUCUGAAUUAUUUCGAAGAGAUAUUUAUGCAAUUGGAAAUGGAAAUGGUGACAAAAAUCGGCCAAGAAGUUCAAUGCGGCAUGUUCAAAUUCCAAUGGAAGCCGAACCGAGAAGACCUGGACAAAGAAGAGGUAACAGUUUGAUGUUGUUUUUUUUUGGGUUCAUCGUGAUUUUCCAAAAUUUAGUUGAUUUGAAGAUGUUGUGAAAUAAAAAAAUGAAAUAAUGGAACUGAAACUGUUUUGCUGUUCUUAACGCUUUCUAGAUUUUCAAAAUAUUUUUUCACAAUUCUAAAACUAUUCUUUUUCAGAAACUACAUCAACAAUAUCAGUGGAACAAUCACAAAACGGUCAAAGACCAUAUCAAAGAAGAUCUGAUGAAUCUGUUGGAGGUGGAAAAUAUAAUGUAGAUCAAAGACCUCAAUACACAUCAAGUCAAUUGAAUGUAUAG
Caenorhabditis angaria is the source of this 1002-nucleotide messenger RNA. Lineage: Eukaryota; Metazoa; Nematoda; Chromadorea; Rhabditida; Rhabditidae. The record is from the annotation of a GenBank genome assembly.